ACGAAUGGAAUCUUAAUUCAUGGUUAUAUUUUGAAAUAGUGUUUUCUAAAUAUUUCUUAUUGUUACCGACUAAUUUCUAUUAAAUAUAUGAUGUAAGUCAAAUAUAAUAUUAAGGGCUUCAGUAUUCUGAAAAUGCCAGUAAAUUAUAUGUCUGAAACAAAAAAAGGAGUGGAUAGAACGAAAUUUUCACUAUCUCUUAAUAAAAAUAAUGUCGCACAUCUGAACAGGGAAUCCAAACCGGGAUUUUUUAACGAAACCCCUACUAAAAAGACCAUUAGCCAUAAUAAAGAAAAUAAACCAGUAAAGAGACCAUUGCAAGGUACUUAUACGAAUACAUUGAAUGCUGCUAAGAAGUUAAAGCCCUUGGGAGAAACAACCAAACAACCAGGUUCCACCUUGCGGCAACAACUUAUAGUACUAGAAAUUAAGGGAGUCAAUUCUGCCAUGUUGAAUGGCCACCAUCCCUCGGAUAAUCAGUAUGGGGGCAGUUCACAGUCUAAGACUCCAAUUGCCACCCUAGCAAACCUUGGAAACACAUGCUUUCUCAACAGUGUCCUUUAUACUUUGCGUUAUGCUCCACAAUUUGUUCACAAUCUGCAUCACUUAGUAUCAGAUUUGAGCCGAGUAGAGCAGAAACUUGGUAGUAUCAGGUUAAAGAGCUCCUCGCUAGGCCGAAGUGCAGCUGGCAUUGCAUCAUCCGGGACCAGGUCGUGGAGCAGUAAAGAUUUGUUAUCACUUGGACAGUCUGAUUAUAAUACUGCUAAGAGUAAGAUACAGAUUGCAACGGAGAAACUGCAUGAAACUUACUUAAGUCUACGAGCAGCCGAAAGCAAAUGUCUUCACAAUGGCUCUUCCGAUUCUACUCCAGAACCUUUUGCACCUGACACAUUCCUAGCUGCUCUCAGAGAGGUUAACUCAACAUUUGAAGGUAACAGACAGCAAGACGCACAUGAGUUGCUUGUGUGUAUUUUGGACAGCAUACGGGAAACGUGCCGGGCCUUGAGUGCGAGAGCAGCUCGGUUGCAAGUUCACGACAAUGGUGACAGCAGCAACGGCCUAGGUCGGUCGAACAUCGAAGACACAAAGACCCUGGGAAACAUUCGCAAGUCAUGGAAGAAACGGAAGGAGUAUAAGGUGAACGACAAGCGGGCGUCACCCACCGACGAGCGUGCGCCUACGACUGGGGACGCGCAGUGCGAUGAGAGGGCCCGUCCCGGAUGGGAUUUUGUUGCGGAGGACUUUGAAGGCACGAUGAUAGUGCGAACCAUGUGCGUGGAGUGCGAGACAGUGACGGAGAAGUGGCAGGCGGUGUGCGAGCUGUGCGUGCCCGUGGGAGACGACGAGCCGGGAGACGAACCCUUCCGUGCCGCCUGCCUCUCCACAGAGUACCUGCGGGACCAGAACAAGUAUUGGUGCGAGAAGUGUUUGCGUUAUAACGAAGCUCGUCGCAGCGUCGGAUAUUCGCGACUUCCGCGACUGUUGGUGCUGCAGCUGAAGAGAUUCAGUGGCGGGAUGGAGAAGAUAACUCGUCACGCUCCCACGCCACUGCUGAUGCCGUGUUUCUGUGAACCCUGCGCUAAAAGACCAGCAGAUCAACCACCCACACACAGGUAUAUUCUAUGGGCAGUAAUAAUGCACCUUGGACAAACACUAACAGGUGGUCACUAUGUUGCCUAUGUCCGGGACACGCAGGACCUCAAGUGUGACAGAGAGAGCACUACCGACCUCACAUCUAACUCCAGCUCGAGCUUCAUGAGGACUUUAUUCAAUAGGCCCAGGCCUCAACCCACCGGUUGUACAGCUAAAGAAUGCUGUGUACCUCGGCAGAGGCCAGAAUCUGGCUGGCUGGCCUGUGAUGAUGACCUUGUUAAGCCUAUAUCGAAUGAAGAAUUUGAAGACUUGCUAUCAGCUGAGCCAAAAAUGAGGUCAGCGGCAACACCAUACCUCUUAUUUUAUGUUAAAAGUGAAGUGAACUAGUUUCUGUGUUUAGUGAUUGAUGUGGUGUUAUCAGAAUAAGUCACAGAUUUGUUUAAAUAUUGUUUGAAGUGAAAGAUACAAACCCCCCAGGUGAAUUUCAAACCCAAGUGUUUCAAUCAAGAGACUAGCAAUAUUAAAUAAAAAGUAAGUAUUUUCUUAAGUCUUAGUGUAUUUUAUUCAAGUUUGUGUUAGUUUUAUAUAUAUAUAUAGUGCUCUUUACUUUUACUAUCACUGUAGAAUCAAAUGUCAAUGGGAAACUUAAAGCAUAGGAAUCUUAAUAAGAAAGUACUAAAAGUGACAUAGCCACUUUAAAAAUUUUGCCUCACAGGUGACUUAUAUAUAUAUAUAUAUAUAUAUAUGAGAUUUCCACGUAUAUAGUCAGUCAUCAAUAUAUCUCUGGAACCAAAAUGCGUAGAGACUUGAAAUUUGGUAGAAAUAUUCCUUUCGCCGAGUAGAGAUCAGCUAAGAACGGAUUUAAAGAAAUUCCAUCCGCAGGAUAAUUUUUUAUGACAGAACAACGUCUGUCGGGUCCGCUAGUAGACCAUAAGCGACUAAGUAGUGAUUUAGUAUUAAUCGGAACGGCAUACUUGAAAGAACUCGUAAUUAUGGUGUAUUUCAGUAUUUAAUAUAUAUCUUAAGGUGUACAUUUCCGCAACCAUUAACUAUACCAAUACAUAUUAUAUUUCUUGGGUAUUUUUGUUACUAAACUGUUAUUUUUCAUUAUUACAUUCUUAAUUUCUUUGAAGUCAUUUUGCAAACCAUUAAGCAACCAUUUGCAAACCCUCAAUAUCCAGAGUGUUGCAAGUAAACAUAGUAUUAAAUAAACUUGUAUAAAGAUAACUAAAGUUAAUUUUUUUUUAAAUAAACCAAGAAUAUGCAAAAUGUUUAUCAAUGUACAUAUUACUUAUGAUUGGUUUAUACUGAUGUAUAACGUUUCCCGCAUAUAUUUGCUUAAAUAUAUUUAUGUACGUUUAUAUGAAUUUAUGUAUCUUUAAGUUAUUGUAUUAUAUAUAUCAUUGUCUUGUAACCCAUAACACAGGCUAUAUAUGCUUAACUUGGGGAGAUAAUUUGUGUAAAAAGUGUUUAAAUAUUAUUAUUAUAUUAUUUGCAAGGCUGGCAGACAUUGGAAAACUUCAAAAUUAUCAUUGUAUUGACAAUUUUGUCAGCGAUGUAGACAAUAUUUGCAUAUUAUUCUUGAUUUAUUCUCAGGUAAUUCAAUCUCAUUGUACCAAGACUAUGUGUAAGGCCGUUCAGGUGUAAUUUAUAACAUUUUUAUUACUUUCUUAUAUGGAUUUCUAUGUUCUAGAUUAUAAUUGUGUUACAGAAGAAUAGCAUAGAUAUAAACCUCCAUUUGUCACGAUCUUUUAUAAACCUCAAGUUACAAAAGCUGAUAAAACAUUUGAUAAUCAAAAGUAAAGAGUACAUUGUAGUGAUCUUUAAUUAUAUUCUGUUUAAUUAUUUCAUUUUAAUAGACAAUUUAUCCUCUUGCAAGUUAUGCUCACCAUUUAUAAAUAUAAUAAUAAAAUCAUAUAUUUGUAAUGUUCAAUACUGUAAAAUAUAUAUCACGGUUCCACUGACAAUACAUAAAUUUUUAAAAGAAAUCAUAAUAUAAAUGUUUAAGCUGUUGAUAAUAUAUGUUCUUGUAUAUGAGAGAAAUUAUGCAAAAUUUCUAAUUGUAACAAUGGCCUAAAGAUGAAUCAUAUAAUACUCAUAAAAAAUCACAAUUAUAUUAUCAAUGUUAUUAGUUAUGUACUGUCAAAGUUUGCUGUUGUCAAAUGAAUGAUAUUUUUAAUAUAUAAUAAAUGUUCAAAUGCGAGAAUGUAAAACAUAUAAAGAGUAAAUGCAGUAUUACCACUGGCGAUGAGUGCACUACCUAUAUAAAGUUAUAGUAGAAAAAGUUUAUUUUUUAUGAAUACUGCAACCACUGAACUAUGGGUAUGUUCCGAUAUGCACUACGACCACUGUACAGUGUGACGACAAUUUAGUAUGCUGUGAAGCCAGUUAUACUGGUUACUAUUUAAAACGGAACGAAAUCUCGUAUACUGUCAGCCACAAAACUGUUGUUGGAGUACUGUCAUAUAAAACGUUAGGCACUCGAGUGGUUUUGACUGGAUCACGUGAUCAAAGUUCUGCGAGUACCUCACCUCGAAAACGCCAGUGCUCACAGUAGAAUAUGGCGGCGAUUUAUGACGUCAUUUACUUCCCUAGGGUACUAUACAGGCAGUCCAUAACGGAACGAAUUUUUCUACAGUGAUAGCACUGUGCAGUGCUCGCAGUGCAUAUCGGAAAAUACCCUAUAUUUUAACACUAACCGCCAAACUCAUAGUGAUUCCUUAUCUUAGUGCUAAAGAAUACUUUGCUAAGUAUACAUUAAGAUUAAUGUAUACUACAACUGGGAUACAACUCUCCUUAGUAGAUACUAAGGAGAGUUGUAUCCCAGAGAGGUCACUUAUGCUUUUCUUAGCUAAGGAAACAUUUAUGUAAGCAUAUAGCUGAACUUUCAUUAUCGACAGGAUAUCGAUAAAUUAUUUAUGAUACCAGUAUAAUAAAUAAUAGGAUAAAUAAAUUUCUUAGCAACAAAAACACUUAUUUUUGAUUAAAAAAAUAAAAAAAAUAUGUCAGUGUCUUCAACUGUUGUGAUUUUUGUUGUGGGAAUAAGUUUUUCGUGAAAUUCAUUACAAAAGAUAAAUUAGGCUUAUAAAGCUCGAACAAAUGAUUUAAUGUGGCACACUGUUUAAAACAGGAGAUGGACUUUCUUCUGUACCACCACAGAUAGCAAUGGAAGCCUUCUCACUUUAUUGGAUGUAUCUACCAUACAGCCUCAUCAUAUUAUAGAAAAUUUGUACCCUAUCAAUAACUUUUGAAACUGAAAUGAAUUUAUUGUAACUAAUCACUGAUUAAAUAUAUAGUUCAAAUUAUAUUAAAACAUAAUAUUGCAUUAUUAUUACAGAAAUAGACACGUUAAUCUCAAUAUUUACACAUCAAAACCUCAAGCAUUAAAGUAUUGUCAAUACUUAGAAUUAAGUAUUCCUUAGGCCUGUUUAGGAAUCCUUAGGUAACUAUAGGAGUGAACAUUUUUAUUUAUAUUAAGACUAUGAGUAUGGCGGUUAGAUUAAGGAUUGGUCUCCGCUGCGAUCCAACUAGAUACUGCACUACUUAAGAACAAUAGCUUUAUUAUUAGGGCGACUAUUAGAUGCUUGUGUGCGUGGCAUUUUUCAAAUUUUGUAACAAUAUACGCGUCGUGUUAUAUUUCAUAUGCAAAAUACUUAUUACUGAUGAUAUUUGAUCCCAGUGUCUUUCUUAUUUCUUGUAUUAUAAUUUAACUAUGUAACCCGGUAUUUUAGUGGCAAUUCUUAGCAAAAAUAAAAAAUAAAUAUCAGUGAGGCACCAAAACAAGCCGGUAAACGUGUAGAUACGUAGCCCCACGCAUACACAUACACUAAUACAAGCCGAUUAGCCGCCAUUAUGAGAUUUGCCAUCGUCUGUGACAGAUCAGUUUGCGUCGAAAUAAAAUAUUUUAAAAAUGCCGUCGUGCGUUGUGAAAAAGUGUAAUAACAAUACUAUAAAAGUAUUUGUGCAUAUAUGAUUAUUUAAGUGAGAAAAAAUUGUGUAACUGGUAUACCCCGUUACCUCACACACACUAGCAUAACGGUGCUUCACUUGCUAAUAUCACGGCGCGGAGUCCUUCUUUUUUUACUAGUCCGUGUUUGUAUUGUGUAUUUGUAAACAUGCUUGUGUGCAUUUUCAAAUUAUGUAACUAUACGCUUCGUGUUCUUUUACAUUGAAAUUAAUAAAAUUCAAAAUACUUACUGAUGAUAUGUGAUCCCAGUGCCUUUCUUAUUUCUUGUAGUAUUAUUUUUACAAAGUUUUACUACGCAACCAGGCAUUUUAGUUUCAAUUAUUAGCAAAGUUUAAUAGAACAUAUUGUGGCACAUCAACGUCACACAUUGUUCGAUACUGUCUCGACUACGCCCACUUGGACGUAGUAUAAGUUGCCGCACUUUGCGACUACGCCUUCGGUAACUAGUUGGAGCGCAGCGGAGACCAAUCCUUAAUCUAAGACUUAACAUUUUAUUUAUUUAAAUCGGCUUUACUUUGCAUUCAUCAGUGUGUUGGCUUACGACGUUUAUUACGACCAGUCGUGUGAAUCAUAAGUAAAGCCAAAUAUAAAGGAAAGUAGCUCUCGAAAGUUUGAAUAAUUUAAUUAAACAUUUUGUUGUAUAAAAAUUAUCUUAUGAAUCGCUGGUUUCAAGACUUAAGUAGCAACAUUUUUAUAAUAUCUUAUUGCAAUGUUGCAAAUAUAAUUUUAUAGUAUGUGUGAGAUAUGACACUGUUAUAAUGUUCUUAUAGAUAUAUGAUAAUUUUAGAUUACUGAUAUCACUCGAUGACAUUUGCAUUCUUGUAAAAUGAGACAACUAUACUAAGCCGAAGUCAGCCUACCGACCCAGUCUUCUUGCAAGUAAUGUGCAGGAUGUGUGUGCUUUAUUAAAUUUUAGGUAUAAUCCAAACUUAAAUUCUAGUUUGCUUAGCAAAACUUAAUACAAGAAAUAAGAGACGGAUAUAGGUAGCACUACCACAUUAUAGUAUUAAAUUGCUUUGAAUUAGUGUUGAAACAUGAAUAUGUGCCAUGCUAACUCCAUUUACUUUGACCAACCUUCCAGUGUCUGUUUUAGAUAGUUUUAACCAUAACCUUAGUGUUAACUAGCGUAAUAGACAAAACAAGAUGGGAGGAUGAACUCAAACUCACAGCGGGCCCGAACUGGAGAAGAGUGACCCAUUACAGACUCCAAUGGCUAGAGGAGGCCUUUUCCAAGCGGCACACUGAGUUAAGAGACAUACUCAAACUCAGAAUAAAAAGGGCUUAAUAAUAAUAAUAAAAAAUAGACAAAGACUCUGCUCAUUACGACGAGACUAAAUUUAAAAUGUUCAUGUGUGCUAGUUUUAUAGAUGUGAUAGUGAAGUGUGUAGUAUUUUGCUGGGUCAAUCCUAUGACAAAUAUUGAUAAACGGCGUAAAUUCACGUAUACCAUUAUCUCAUUUUCUAACACAUAUAUUUUUUUAAUUAAUAUAAUAUUUAGAAAACAGAGUGUUUACUGUGUAUAUAAAAUUUAAUAGUAGUAUUGAAGAUUUAGAUUCAGUUAAAUGUUUCUUUAGUUGAAUUGUUGCUAUAUGUAACAGCACAACCUAAUACAGAACACGAAACCAUUAUAUUUUAAAUUAAUAUCCGUUAAAACACAGAACAAUAACGAUAAAAACUCUAAAAUUAAAAUGCGGUCCAAUUUGACAGGAGACUAAUGGACACUAAAAUGUUUCAAAACAGUUUGAUGGUCUUCAUCUAUUCCGUCUCUUUCUCAUCUAGGUUUUUAUGUAAGGAUAGUUAUCUCACUUUCACACAUGGUUCGUCUUUUACGCUAGUAUACUAAGUUGUAUGUUUUUAACAUUUGGGUCAGCUUAUUUUUUCUCUGCAUUUCAUAUUUGAACUAUAGUAUCAAUAUAUCAAAAAGCUUUAAAGAGUAUUGUGGAAGAAUUAUCAUAAACAGAACAAUGUAAAAUAAUGAGGUCAAUGACCUCCUCUUUUUAACCGACUUCAACAAGGGUAUCAAUUCGAUUGGUAUAUAUUUUAAUUAUGUAUGUACACCAAUUAUGCUGAGAUUUAUGAUCCGAUUUGCGUGAUUCUUCUUUGGUUUGAUGUGGUAUAGUUGCUAUCACAUAAAAAUUUUACAUAGUUUGUCCCAAUUGUUUUCAUUUUUUAUAAUAAUUUACUGUUAAGAUUCUCGACCAAUCUUGUCAGAUUAAAUGUUUCAUUUAUAAUUCGUACUGCACUUACUAUAUUUAUACUGUAAAUUAUUAAUUAUUUAUAUCAAAUUAUCCUGCUUGACAUAAAUAAUUAUUUAAUUAGAUUAUUUUGCACUUGGCAUUGAACAUUUGUAAGUUCUUGUGUGGAUACAGUAAGGAUCCAUAUUAAGGUACAAACAUACAUAAAAUCACGCCUGUUUCCCGUAGGGGUAGGCAGAGACCACUUUCCACUUGCUACGAUCCUUACAUACUUGUUUCGCUUCGUCCACUUUCAUAAUUCCUUUCAUACAUGCUCUCCGGCUUAGGGUACUCUUGACCUGGCCUUUUUCAAGACGUCCCUGAUUUGAUCUUUAAACGUUCGCAGAGGUCUAAGUCUAAGGUACAAAGGCUUAGAUAAUUUACAUAUGUCAAGCUGUUAGUCAAUGCAUAACAACAGGCGAAGUUUAUUAGUUUUGUGUGCAUGACAGCUACAUACACUGGCCAAACGCAUGUCACGCUAAAAAUAAGAUGUUAACAGACGGCGUGACACUCCUCAGUUUUGUCUCCCCAAGAUUGCUUAGCGGCCGUGUAAAUUGUGUGUAUGUGUGCGUGCGUCGAAUUGGGCGCUCUAGUUUGAAAUGAACGACUGUUCUAUUGUAUUGCAUUGUCUAUACGCUAAUAUAUUCUGGUUUUAACAGUAAACAAAGCUAUAAUACUAUCAAUUAUUCAGAGUUUAGAGAAAGAGGUGUCCUAUAAUGGCUCAAGUUUUAUUAACCAUUACAAGAUUUAUUUUCAGCAAUUUUUUAAACAAUAAAUAAGUUGAAUUUGAACAUUUCACUAACGGCCGUUUCGAAUAUUCAGUCUAUUUCUUACUUGAGAUAAAAAUCGUAACUAUCGUUGACUUUUUUUGUCCCAAUAAACUUAUCGAUGGUAGCUCACCUUAUCCGUACACGCUGUCCGUCAAUGGGACGACGUAUAGCUGACCAGCGAUAGAAGUUUGUAUGGAAAUUGCUAUUCACCCGUCCCAAUAUAAGGCGAUAAGAAUGACUUAUCGGGUAUAUUGGGACAGCUUCAUAUUAUUGACAGCCAAUUACUGACAGUAGAAGGUAAUAAUUUAUCUCUAUCUGUAGAUAGUAUAUUGGGAACGGCCGUGGCACUCUAUUUAGGCUUUUUCUAAUUUGCACUUUAUUUGUUUAAAACUGUAUGAUGAACUUGGUUGUGGCCUAUUCAUAAAAUAAAUAUAGUCAGGCGAAUUAUGUACAUAUUAAUACUAUUGAGUUACACAUCGAUACAUUAUCACAACCCUAUUGUAGUAUAUUUGACAUAAUGAUAAUUUUAAUUAUAUGGCCAUGAUAAAUUAGUUACCCAUUUGGUUUAAACAAAGUUUAUAUUUGUCAUUGUGUGUCCGAAUAACUCCAACAGAUAGAAACUUUGAUUUAAUCCGUUACAAUUGUAUUAUUUUAACAUAUAUGUGCAUAAGUGCAGUGGUUUUAAGUGUAUUCUUUUGGUUAUAUUGUGAGUUAUAUUUAGUUUUAAAUCACUUCGCAGUACAGGUAAAGAAAUUCAUUUCAACUAAAAUCUGUUACAGCAAACUUAGUGUACUUAUAAGAUAGAUGCAAAUAACUAUUGUCCAAGUGAGUUUUGUACAUAAGAAAGGUGAUAUUAUUAGCUAAUAUUUUGAACAUUUUUAUGCUUUAUUGUAAUAGAAUUAAGGUCCUAUUUAUAAAUAAUAUUAAAAAUAAACCGUAAACUGUUCUUGGUUAUAACUUAGGACUAAAAAUAAAUAAUAUUGAUGUGAUAGUAGGCUGCUUUCUUAACUAGGAUAUGGUGAAGUAUCAAACACUUAUAAAAGUAUUUAGUUAUUGACUGUGAUGCAAGGAUUUACUUCCUCAAUAAUAUAAAAUUUUGUGAUAACAGACGAUUGGUACCAACAGAUGAUGACUAAAUGAGUCCAUAUGUGUGGUCUGUCACCAAUGCAACUUAAAAACUGUUUGAGCUCCAUUCAUUAAACAAGCUUUGUACCAUGCCCAUAUAUAUUGAAAUUCUUCUGGCUAUGUCGGUUACAUUGACCUUACUAAGCCUUCUGAGUUUCUUGCACCCAUUCUUCUCAGGUCUGAGGCAUACUAUUUUGAAUGGGUUGUAAUUUUGUGACUUUCAAUAAGUGAUUUUAAAUCCUAUUAUGCAUAAAAAUAUUUGAAUUUGCUAAUUCAAUCCGACAAGACUCUGAACAUACCCAUAUCCGUUGCCCUUUGGUUGAAUAGGUUAUAAUUACAGAUGUAAAAUUUAAUUAAUUAUAAAUGUGACCUUAAAUCUAUGAGAAAUCGUCUUAGCGUUGCAGCUGGUCGUAAAUGUGUAAAUAAAAUAAAUUUUUGGAACAUAUUAAUUAUCCUUGCUAUGUUAGUUUUGUUUACUGUAUGUAUUAUAGUUAAUAUUAAAUGCGUGUGUAUAUUCGCUACGUCGCCAUUCCACAACCUUUAAAAGGUUACUUAUUCUUGUCAGUAGUUUUAUUUACUAUGCGAUGUUAUUUCAAAACUGAAUUGGAAUAAAAAUUAUUUUAAC
Messenger RNA from Leptidea sinapis, 10310 nucleotides. It is a transcript of the gene Usp1, whose product is annotated as ubiquitin carboxyl-terminal hydrolase 1. The record is from RefSeq and is a predicted model, not a curated record. The coding region runs from base 133 to 1977 and encodes 614 amino acids. NCBI's taxonomy places the organism in Eukaryota, Metazoa, Arthropoda, Insecta, Lepidoptera, Pieridae. Gene Ontology annotation, biological process: protein deubiquitination. Gene Ontology annotation, molecular function: cysteine-type deubiquitinase activity; cysteine-type endopeptidase activity. Gene Ontology annotation, cellular component: nucleus; cytosol. The transcript is spliced from 10 exons.